UACAACUCGAACAAAAUGUUGCCCAAGUUCUUCACCAGUUUGCUGAUGCUCUUAGAUCUGAAAAGGUGUUUUGUGACACCUGGGUUCAGGGCAGUCCACAGCUCCCAAAAUCAGCAGCCUCUGAAGAGGCUAAGUUUUUCCAUGGCAGACAGCAAGGAAAGAAGGAGCCUUGCAUAUCUUUUGGAUGGUGUGGAAAAGGCCCACAGAACUGAAGUUCAACUUUACACAUCAGGGCACUUAAACCUUGACAAGCUUUAUAAGCCCCAAAGGAAAUUAAAACAAGGCUACUGGGACAGUGCCAGGAAGACAACACAUGUUGUGACUAAAAAAAAUCUAUUGCCAGCGCAAAGUGAAACAGCCAGGAAGAUAAAACACACUUCAGCUGAAGUCUCCUCCAGCGCCACACUGGUUUCAGCAUGGUCCAAAUCUGCCUCUCCUACUUAUAGAUGCCCUCAGCCCCGCCUGGGCAGUGUCCCAGUAAAUACCUCAUUAGUUUCCAGUCCACUGGAAAUGCAUUCGAAAGAUAUCAAAAACAAAAUACAGGACGGAACUAACAGACUCCGUCUGCCACUUAAAAAAGAAGAGUUAGAUGUACCAGAGAUGAAGGUGCUGAAACACAGGCCAGUUAAGAACAGCCGACAAUGUUUUGCUGAAGUUGCCAAGGACAAAUACCAGUUUAUGCCUUCAUACCUGGCGGGUCUGACUAGAACCGAUCAGUUUAACAAGUUUCUAUGCUUCCAGAGGGAUAUUAUUGGAAAGCAUGAUCUGCUAGAGAAUGACUUCACCGGGAGCAAAGCGUCAGAGCAGCAUGAAAGGAAGUUGGCUAAGGAUCUCCAGCAAAUCUGUGAUUGCGAUUGGCCCCAUUUCAAAUACCUGAAAGUCUUCAGGGAUGUGUUUGAGGAUAUUUGCAACAGCUCUUUGAUAUUUGGUGAUAUUUUGAAGGAAGUUAAGAAUGUAUAUGAGCUGUACAUGGCAAUACUUCUGGACUCGCUGCCUGCAACACAAUACAAGACUUUGUUGGCUCAGGCAAGAGGUAUGGAAAAAAGAGCCACAAAGAGGCAAGAAAUAGAACAGACCAGGAGAGAUGUACAAUUUCUUAUGAAGAAAAGCAAAAGUGCUCUGGAGAGAAAUGAAGAACUCAGAAAUGAACUUGAAAUUGAACUGUGGGUGAGCCCAACUCCUGAGGAAAAGGCAGUUCCAGAAACCCAUGAUGACCCUGCAGUGAAAAUGCCUGUAAAGAAACAAGUCUCCCUGGCAGAGAAGGUUGAAUCUAUGAGGUGUCAAGUUCUCGCUAAGUGGGAGGAAAUACAAGCUUUAGAGAAAGAGAUUAAAGAAACCAUGACUCAUGCUGGGGUUGCAAACACCAUAGAGAAGACUGUUAAAGAGAUAGAGGCUGAAGCAAUGAGGCUCAUCUCAGCUAACAAGUUUCUCCAAACCCAAAUAAAAGAUGUUGAAUACAGCAUAACAGAUACCUUAAAUAGACAGAAGAUCUCCCAAGAAAGUCAACAAAAGAUGUGGGACACGCUGAAGACCUUCUUGUCACUUGAAGAUAGUGAAGCAAUUUCAGACAAAUCAGAAAAAUGAUGUGUAGGAAGAUAAAUUCUAGCUGCACUGAACAUACUUUUGACAUGCUGAGACCAUGCGAGAUGAAACCCAGUUUUGAAAAACUGAUGCUGUCUUAGAAUCAAGUAUUAUAAUGCAACUUUAAUAAGAUAAAUGUGUGUCAGUAUUUGCACAGAUUA
Messenger RNA from Gavialis gangeticus (Gharial), 1742 nucleotides. RefSeq names its product chromosome unknown C6orf118 homolog (gene CUNH6orf118). The record is from RefSeq and is a predicted model, not a curated record. NCBI's taxonomy places the organism in Eukaryota, Metazoa, Chordata, Crocodylia, Gavialidae.